CAGUUCCGUCCCGCUGCUUGUCGAAAGAAUCCUUCCCGGGGGCUGAAUUUUCCGCGAAAGUUUGUGAUUUUCCGAGGAACUGAGGAAAAGUUGCGGGAAAAAUGGCGGCUGCGGCGGCUAGGGCAGCUGGUUCGGGGCUCGUGCUGUCGCGUCCUGUGACGUUUGUGACCGGAAACGCCAAGAAGCUCGAAGAGGUUCGAGCUAUCCUGGGCCAGUCCAUUCCCUUUCAGUCCCUCAAACUCGAUCUCCCGGAACUACAAGGGGAGCCUGAAGAUAUCUCCAAAGAAAAGGCUCGUUUGGCUGCAAAAGAGGUGAAUGGGCCAGUUUUGGUGGAAGAUACCUGCCUCUGUUUCAAUGCCCUUAAGGGUCUUCCAGGGCCUUACAUCAAGUGGUUUUUGCAGAAGAUUGGUCAUGAAGGUCUUAACAAUUUGUUGUUGGGAUAUGCGGACAAAUCAGCAUAUGCAAUGUGUGUAUUUUCUCUUGCACUUGGACCAGACAUUGAGCCAAUUACUUUUACGGGAAAAACUCCGGGGAAGAUAGUUCCUGCAAGAGGGCCCAAUGAUUUUGGGUGGGAUCCGAUCUUUCAACCCGAUGGCUAUAAUCAAACUUAUGCUGAGAUGCCCAAAGAAGAAAAGAACAAGAUUUCCCACCGCUCCAGAGCUCUUGCGCAGGUGAGGUCUCAUUUUGCUGAGACCGGGUACACUUUCCAGACAGACCUCUCUAUUUAAGAAUGAAUCGGAUCUUUUCACUGCACUGCUUCUAUUUUACUCUCUCCAAGCACUGGAAAGAUUUUCGGGGAAUGUUUUUCCCUUAACGUCCACUUUGUAGGAAUAGCCAAAAGAGAGAAGACUUGAAUGGAUAUUUCAUAAUGGAUUUCCUAUGCCUGAUUAGGGCAAAGAAAACUUUUUCUUGUAAGCAUCUUUUACAUAUGGAAAUGGAAUAGAACUAAAGAUUGUUGCCAUGCCAAAAGUACAAAAAUCUCACAUGUGAUUUGUGUAACCACUGGAUGCAUGUUCGCCAGUGAAUUAACUUAUUAAUCAUUGGAGGCACGUUCAGCAGUAAAUU
Messenger RNA from Diospyros lotus (date-plum), 1065 nucleotides. RefSeq names its product inosine triphosphate pyrophosphatase. Bases 102 to 728 code for a protein of 208 amino acids. Gene Ontology annotation, cellular component: cytoplasm. Gene Ontology annotation, molecular function: nucleoside triphosphate diphosphatase activity. The transcript has 8 exons. Gene Ontology annotation, biological process: nucleoside triphosphate catabolic process. The record is from RefSeq and is a predicted model, not a curated record. Lineage: Eukaryota; Viridiplantae; Streptophyta; Magnoliopsida; Ericales; Ebenaceae.